CGGACAUAUUCAAAUCACGCAACUCAUCCACCUCCGCCAGCGCCAAGUAUAGCGUUCCGAAUGGGGUCGCCGCUUCAACAUCCGACCCCGUGGACAAGACGUUGAUAUACUUGAUCCACUACAACAUCCAGUCGAUCAACAAGAAAAGCGAGAGGCUGGUAAAAGCAGCAAGCGAAGUCCUGAAGAAGGCUGCAAAAAUGAACGCCAGCGCUUUAUUUCGUCUGGGGCUGAGCGAGCUCAAAACGCUGGACCCGGCCGCGAGCCUCCCCGUCGAGACAAGAUCUGAGGGCCGCACAAAACACGAAAUUUGCUUGAGGAAAGUCGAAUUCGCGUCGAGCGCGCAGAUCGGGGGAUCCCACGAAUCCGGACUAGCCGCGAUUUACGAGAUGGCGGCACCGAGACCCGGGCAGGCGUCAUCGAUCGGCACCUGCCGCGAGAGGAUAUCCUUCUCCCGAAGUUGGACAGUUCACUACAGGACCGCGGGCGACGUGACUCCGAGUCUAAUCCUGCAAUGCCCGGAAAAGGAGGACUACUGCCUCUGGUUCAGCUUAGUGGCGGGCGACGGAAUUCUCUCCGCAGAAUGCUAUGUGACGCCGAGUGCAAAAGCGGACCAGGAGGUGACGGAAGAUAACAUCCGCCAUGCUUCGGCCCAGUUGCAAGAAAUCCUGACCGUGUACAAAGAACAAUGUGACUCUGCGGCGAUUUGUUUCUUGGGUUUCGACCUGAAUAUGAAGCACGAAACCGCGUCGCGCGAGGACUUCCUGGACUCGAUUCGGCUCUCGUCCUCGUCGAAUUUCCGGGGAAAAAUAAAAAAGCUGCUUAUCGACUUCUGUGAGCAGAUCACCGUCGACCACGACCCACUUACAUUCGAAGGGCCAACCUAUCGAAAUGCGUCGUCUCCCGAUGUAGUUUUCAUGAAAGGUCGAGAGCUGCUGGACGACCUGGGGCACUUAGUUACGUACAGGUGGACCGCUGAUGGUGAGGAGACUGAGUUGCCGGAGAUAAUGCAAGACCACGCCGCCAUCGGGAUUUGCGGGACGAUCGAGACCAACAUCCCCGAGGGGAAAAUCGCCAUGAGCCCGAUAUUGACCGAGAGCAGCAGAACCAACCCAGCCAGCGUUUUCGACAACAACGCGUGCGACUUCGUCCCCCUGCAGGUGCUUGCUGACUCCAACGCGAGCCAGCACGAAGGAUGGAUAUACGGGGCUUUCGAGGAUUACAAGAUGAUCCCCAGAAGUAUAAUUCCGCGCGGAGGCUUCUGUGGGGCGAUGUCGCUGGAAUUUAUUGCGGAGAGAGAAAUUUACAAAGGGAUCAGCCACGCGAUUCGUAUCGACCGCGGCCAGAAAAUCGACAAGGCGAAAUUCGCACGCGCGAUUAACGACGCCCGGACGGACUUCCAUCACUUCCGCAGCCUUUCCGAGUUCGAAGAUAAAAUCGCAGAAACCCUGCUAAAAGCGUCGCUAGUAAAAAAAAGAGAAUUUUCUAGCAGACUUCACUUAGACAAGCCUGUGAGCUCAUUAAACGCGAACCCGGACGAAGACGGGCGCGCCGAAUCGAAGAAAAAGACGAUGGCAACCGCGAAGCAGGUCUAUUUGGGGAGAGCGAGAGGCGAGCCGAUUAAGUCCGUAAAAGGGAUCGUAUGCGACGGGACGGUUUGCGACUCCCCCCCCACGGCGCUGAUCAACACGGCACGAAUACACUUCGCGAAGCCGAUGACCAUGAUCGAAUUCACCGGGGCAAAGUACGACUAUUCGGGAACAGAGUAUCGGAAUUUGCUGGAUUUACUGCUACAGCACGCAAAAUUCUGCCACCCGUUGGAAAUCACCACCACGGAAGCCGCCGACGCGAUCGCCGAAAUGAGCGAGGAGCUUCAAGGGCCGACAGGGAUCCGCGGUAAGGUAUUUUCGUGCCUGCCAGGUUGGACGCUGCAGACGCUUGUGGAUAUCAUCAGCGGCGAGCUGAAGGCGAUAAGAGAUGAAACGGACGCCGGAAAGUUGCACGAUGUGCUCGACCAGGUAGCCGCAAGAAUGAUAGGGACUUUUUUGGCGAAAGACAGUCAAAAACUGGACGCGGAGAAGUUGCGGAUAACGUUCAAGCAGCUCUUCUCCGAGAGGAUGAAAGAGAAGAUCCUGCGUCAGCACUUUAUGGCCCUGGUUUACGAAAAAGCGAGACACUACGGGGUGACCUUCGGAGGGAUGCCGGGGAUUAGCCUUUUGUCCACCGAAUUUCGACGAAGAAAAUUGAAGUCCUCGAUCAGCCGCGACGAUUUCACUCUCGUGAUUUCCCUGGACCUGAAGCAAAUGUUCAAUUGCUUAACAAGAUUGACCUCGCGCGUGGUGUUCAAAUCAGUCGGCGCGCGCCCCGUGUUCCUCAUACACAACCUGCUCCGAUUCAGUAAUAAAAAAAUUUACCUGACUUCUGACCAGGUGACUUUACGCGUCUCAGAUUACAGGUUGGGAGUGCAGGGGACGCACAGCGCCUGGUGUACGGGGGCGCUACUGUUAGCUCCCUGGUUGGCAGCAGCCCAAGCCGCGAUCAAUCUCUGCUACGACGAACACGGAAAGCUUGACGAUAAAGGUAUCGGUGUAGCGAAAGCGAUGAUCCGCGUCGCCCAGGAAAUCAUCCGAAGCGAUUUCCGUGCCGCGAUGUGCUACGCGCAAAGAGAUAUCAGUCAAGUUUACCAGCGCGAGGCCGUUGCGGUCGACGAGAAACCGAGCUUCCUGUCGGAUUUCAUCCAGAGUAUGUGCGAUAAAUUCCCACAUGCAAAGGACCGAAAAACAGCUAUGGGGUGCGUCGAUGACACCGAUCUGGAAAUCGCUUUCCGAAAAACCGACGUGGGACCCAGACUGCCGACAGUUACAGCGAUGAUUGCAGAACAUUUCGAGAUAAUGGCAGAGGUGACAAAAACUUUCUUGGCGGUCAGAAAAUGCGAAGCAAUCGUGAUAAGCCAUGACGACUCCCAGGAUGCCGCGACCGAGUGCAACGAACUGGCCACCGCGAUCCAGCAAUGCCUUCGAAUUUUCGGGAAAGCGAUAAGGAUUGUUAAAAGCGCCAAACUUUUCGGUUUCCCAAUCGCUUGCCAAGUAGGAAUUAGCUACCGCUCCGCCUGCCGCCAGCACCUCUGCUUCGCUUUAGCUAUCACCCGAGAGGCCUUCCGGCUACUGGGCAACAAACCGACGCUGGAAGAAUUCAGUCAAAUCCCAGGGUGGGCUACAACGAGCAGAGUGCGCCACCUCCUCGUGGUGCUGAAAUACUACGACGAACCUCUGUUCAACGAGAUAACGAACGAAGUAGCAGUGCGCUUGAUGCAAUUCUACGGAGUCACAUCAAAAAACCUGAGCCGGUUCGUUCGGGGUUUCGCAGAGGCCGAAGGGGAGCCGAUUUCUGCCGGGGACAUCUUCUUCGCAGGGUUGAUGGGAAUAAAAAAUUGGAAAGAAAGAUACGACAGGACGAUCCGGAGGGCGGCCACGAGCGAGCUGAUCGCGCUGAACGAGACGCGCUACGACUUCCUCCUACAGGCGGCGUGCUGGGGCUUAUCGGGCACCGAGAAAGAGGAUAGGUUAAGACUUCUGACGAGCGACAAGAUGAAGUUUGCGCUCCCCCACAGAAUCAGCUAUGAUCUACUUCGCGCUAAUUCGACCAUGCGGAAAGAAGGAGUGACGAUCCAGCUCGAGAACGAGCCCGAUUCCGACGAGCCCGCGACCGACACCCGGGGUGACGACGUGUUCUACCGGGGCAGGAACAACACUGCCUACCUGAAGACGAGUUCAGGGAGGCGCUUCGCAGCAAACAUAAUGCUGCCGGACGCCAAUCUCAUGAAGCCUUCAGUUGCCGCCAACGCAGCUUACGCGAAAAACGUGGCGGAACUAGUACUUCGACAUGGGGAUCUCCUCACCGGUAGAACGACGUGGAUAUGUUCCCUGCCACUAGCUGCGGUAAAAAAGAACCCGGCUACGGCGCACGAGAUUUAUGCCGCUGCCGCAGACGUCGCGAAGAAGAAGCAAGGUUCAGAGAGACCUGGGCCUCGCUUCCGUAUUUCUUCGACGAGCCCGAUUUGGAACCAGCAAGAGUGGGCGACUGUGCCACUGGUCUCUUCGAGUGUCGCCGAUUUUUGCUACAUUAAUCCGAAAGAAUGGGACUCCAUCGACCCUGCCGCGAACGACACAUCCGAGAACGUAUUUGAUUUGUUCGAAGACGCCGAGCUACUAACGGAGAAAGAAGACGACGCCCCCGAGGCGGUAGGAAUCGCGAUAAACCAAAGAAAAAAAGGAGCUGCGUCUAGGUUCGAAAGCCUCCUCGCCCGAGAAGGAUAUCUGGAGACGGACGAGGCCCCACAAGCCGGCGCCCCAGCCCCGGCGUGA
Amoebophrya sp. A120 is the source of this 4361-nucleotide messenger RNA. The record is from the annotation of a GenBank genome assembly. Lineage: Eukaryota; Dinophyceae; Syndiniales; Amoebophryaceae.